Fusarium odoratissimum NRRL 54006 is the source of this 2667-nucleotide messenger RNA. RefSeq lists its product as uncharacterized. The coding region runs from base 1 to 2667 and encodes 888 amino acids. Lineage: Eukaryota; Fungi; Ascomycota; Sordariomycetes; Hypocreales; Nectriaceae. The transcript has a single exon. The record is from RefSeq and is a predicted model, not a curated record.
AUGAGUUCAAACCUUGACCUGGUCGCUAAAGGCAUGGAUAUCACGGCUAGAGGCAUUGAUCUCAUAACAGUUCUCACUCAGGUUUCCAACCGUGCUGAAGGUUACUCUUUGAUCCUCAAGGAAGUUGGGUACUGGCUUGGGAAAGAAGGGCUUGAUGAGAUGGAGCUCACGAAAUUUCUCAAGUCGACGAGAGCACUUGUUCGCCCCAAUGAACAAAGAGAAGUUGGCGGUUUCUUUGAUGCAGUCAGCGAUCGAAGACCGAGGCCAUCAGUCGUACCACUAUGGGCACAGCCCUCAGGUGCUCUUGGGCGACUUAUUGCUGGAGAUCCUUUCCAACGAUGGCUCACCUCGACUAUUUGUUGUCUUUUCCGCUACCAUGAUGAGCGAUUCAUCAAAAUGACAGUAUCGUCACUCAUCAUCCUCGCCUCGCGACCUGGACAAAAGCUGCUGACCGAGUAUGAACUGGCCUACCAUCCCGAAAUGCUCCAGCUUGAAGAGAUAGUCUCAAAGGUAAUCGAUAGCAACUGGCUUCAUAUCGCCAACUCGGGAAUCAUUGGAUCUGAUACAGAAUGCCCGCGUCUGCCCACAGAGCUGAAGUGGGCCUGCAAACGUGGGCAUAAUAUCGCAAGCUACAAGCUGGCAGUUGUUCUAAGUAAACUCUGCAACCCACCAAGAGAAAUAAUUCUCCACAGUGAACUCCUACUCACAAAUCUUACGCUGUGGCUCACCUGGCAUUUUAGCGGUCGGCUGCGUGUUGUGGUUAGUGGCAGCGUUAUUUAUGACAGAACACUCGGCCAGGCAGACAGCACUGUGGAACUUCGUGUCAAGAGAUUCUGUUCCAUGGACGAGGCUGGGCAAGGGUGUUGUCCAAUCGAACACAGCCAAGCCAAUAGUUUCGAAGUGAUGGAGAACGUAGCGGGCGAUCUAAGAUCACUCUUUACAGGCGAAUACGACAAUAUUCAGACACUGGGGUCGGAGCCUCGGGUCAGAACAAAACUGUAUGAGAGCCCAUUUAGAUAUCCACAAGGAUGUCGAAAAAGAAUGGAAAUCCAGUCACUUCGAACCGGUCAGGAGUUACUAAGAUGGUUUUGCUCGCUGCCCAUCAAGAAAGAAUCCAUGGGUUCAAGACUUAGCUUCAAGGUCUUACUAGCACCGGAUGAUGCCGGAGACAGGCCGAUCGAGCGAGUGGCAGAUUUGCUGGGAAGAACACCACAACUACUUGUCAACACGUGUGGCGAGCUUGGGAGAAACUUUGUGGUAUUCUCUCCCCCCGGGGAGUCAGCAUCCCCAGAAAGAGAAGCCUUCUCUGAUAUCAUGGAUAUGGACAACGCCUCAGAGUUAUCGAGGGGACAAAUUGACAAUACAGUCUUUGAAGAGAAGCCCUUGAUCUUGCUUCGAUAUUUUCCCAUUCUACAAGAUCUAAUCGAUCAAGCGAAACUAUCAUGCAAGUGCGGCAACUGCGCGAAAGAUGAUCCGGCAUUUAUCUGGGACGAGCACUGCCUCAGAUACACUGCUUUUAUGGAGACCAUGCUGUAUUUCGCCCAUGGGGUAGCCGACGCCUUCGGAGCGCCAGAUAUCUCGGGAUGCAGCGCAGCCACAGCAGGCGACUCUGGCGCAAUGGAAAUUCUUCUUGACGCUAUCGAUGACUGUGUCUUUGACCCAAGCAACCUCGAGGGUAACUUGCAGUGGCACACUGUUCUUUCUACAGUUUGCCAGAACUUUCUUGGCUGUCCGCCUCUGGACAAGUUGACCGACGCAACCUACAAUGAUUCCCCCAUUGAUAUUCCCCAUCCUUUCAUGCAACACCUGGGGACUACCAUAAUCGCUGUACAGCAUGGCGAUAUUGCUGUCGUCGCACCAUGGAUUGACCUCACAGAAAGGCUCAACUUGCGCAGAUGCUUUCGAUUGGAAGUCGUCCAGGGCCGCCUCGGAAUCCCUAUCCAAACAACCGAAAAUGUGCGAUUUCAGGCAAUCGCACGAGAUACCUCAGUUAUUGAAACGCAACAUACCGAAGAUGUCAGUGACUAUGAAAAUCUAUUCAAGAUGCCUGUACGGGAUGGAGGUUCAGAGAUCCAGCUUACAGCAGACAAGUGCAGCGUACGCCAUGAUUUCAUGCUCAUGUCUGUAGCAAGUACAAGAUACAAGCUCUUGAUGAGAGUAUCUUCUGAAUCCCACUCUCGCAUGAUUGAUCCGAGCCGGGCAAUCCUCAAACUAGCUCGUGGUAUACACCACCUGAGAUGUAACCACUCCCCUAACAGAGCCGGCACAAUACCUCGUGGUCUUUCUGUUGAGCUCUAUCGAUUUGAUGAGGCCCUGGGAAGAUGGGGUGUACCGGUACCGAAGUUGGCUGAGGGAGCUGUGCCAUCCGAGAGCACGAGGACGACUAGGUCCAAGGCAAAGAAGAUUUCCAGCAAAAUGGCGAAGCCCAUCCGCGUUACUCACGUGCUGGACUCAUCUAUCAAGUUCAACAUUACUCUUGCACUUAGUGGCGACAAUCCCACAUUUCUAUGCAGUGGUAGCAUCUGUUUGAACUGUGCGCUAAAGCAGACGGCAGAACUACCAGUGGAUGAAUGGGAAAAGGCCUAUGGGAGAAUUCUUAUCAACUGUUUCGAAUCUAAACCAGAGAAAGGAUUUAUAAACCGACUUUUAGGACAUAGCAAACGCUAA